Molecule: messenger RNA, 3381 nt
Organism: Osmia bicornis bicornis
Lineage: Eukaryota; Metazoa; Arthropoda; Insecta; Hymenoptera; Megachilidae
Exons: 3
Coding region: 1-3381 (1126 amino acids)
Source: RefSeq, a predicted model, not a curated record
AUGACUCCAGCUACCACCCGGUACCGGAUGAACAUGCUAAAAGAGGCAUACCAACAGUGCCAAGACCUGGACGCGAAAAUCGUCGCCAUGGCGGAUCUACAAGCCAGAUCAACUCUUCAGUACUUCGUCGACAACCAUUUCGAAAGAUGUGAGGAGUGCUAUCAGGAGUCCCUGGACUACAUGUCGGAGAUCCUGGAUAAGACAUCCUCGACCCAGGAGACAGCAUCCGAGAAAGGGAAUCUUCAACCAGUGAAGCUACGCUCGCAAUCGUUGCUGCCUCAAAUCCAGCUGCCGUCUUUCGAUGGAACCUUCGAACAAUGGGAGAGUUUCCGAGAUAAGUUUCAAUCUAUAGUAAUUAAUGAUAAUUCUUUGUCAAAUGUCGAGCGUUUGCAUUUUCUUUGUUCCGCUUUAACCGGCGACGCAAAAAAAGCGGUUAAUCAUUUACCUACCACCGAUGCAAAUUUCGAGGUCGCGUGGCAGUUAGUUAAAAAUAGAUACGAAAACAAACGCCGGUUACUUUCGACCUAUUUAAAUAAUUUGUUUUCGUUACCGCAAGUGACCUCUGAAUCUGCGAAAGAGCUCCGCAGUUUAGGCGAUCAGUUAAACGUUUCGAUACACGGUUUGAAAAAUUUGAAACGACCCGUCGAACAUUGGGACGACGUAAUUGUUUUCCUCGGUACACAAAAACUUGACCGUUCCUCCCGAAAGGCGUGGGAGUUACAAUUCGGUGAUACAUCAGAAUUGUCUACUUAUGUCGAAUUCGACAAGUUUUUGGAGUCUCGAGUUCGGGCUUUAGAGUCAAUGUCGCCAAUAAAAACCGAUAAACCGGAAAACGUAACUGUUAAAUCAAAACCGAAAACAAUUUCAACGAACACGUCUACCGUGUCGCCAAUUAUAUGUCCUGCGCUUGAGCCAUCCGAACGGUUUAAAUUAAUUAAAUCCCAACGAAGAUGCGUUAAUUGUUUUUCCGCGAAGCAUGCGAAAGAACAAUGCCACAGUCAAAGAAGCUGUAAAGAAUGUAAACAGCGACAUCACACUCUGUUGCAUUUUCCGAUAAAACCGGAGCAGUCCAGCGUGAGUCAGUCAAAUCAGACGUCGGCUACCAAUCCGAAUUCAGAACUUGAAAUCAGCUCGAAUUCUGCGUCGCGAACGAAAACUAAUACCGGCAUUCUUCUUUCAACAGCUCGCAUCCGAGUGCACUCAUUGCAGGGUCGAACAGUACAAGCACGCGCAUUAUUGGAUCAAGGGUCAGUCGCAACUCUAAUAUCAGAGAACCUAGCCCAAAUUUUGCGACUCCCGAGAAACAAACAAAAUACAUGCAUAACCGGAAUAGGAGGAAUACAGUCGUGGGCUAAUCACACCGCUCGCAUCACGAUUACUCCGUUGGUAAGAACCGAGCCUGUAUACUCGACAACUGCUAUUAUUUUGAAAACUUUAACACAAUACACUCCAAAACGACAUUCUUCCGUAACUAAUUGGAAUCAUAUUGCAGGACUUGAAUUGGCCGAUACAGACCCCAUGAGCUCAGAUCCGAUCGAUAUCGUUAUCGGUGCGGAUUUGUUUGGUCAAUUAUUAUUGGACGGAGUUCGGAAAGGUUCUACAAGUGAACCGAUCGCGCAAAAUACACACCUGGGAUGGAUCCUAUCUGGUCCUACGUCCACUCAUCCUCUUCCUUUCUUUAUAGAUGCCCAUCACGCUACGUUGUUAGAAAAUCUCGAUGCAGAUCUUCGCCGCUUCUGGGAAGUGGAAAAUAUCCCAACUCAAUCAGUGCUCUCACCUGAGGAAGAAAAAUGUGAAUUACACUUUCAAUCCUCUCAUACUCGUACGUCGGAAGGGCGUUACAUAGUUCGACUCCCGUUCAAGAGCGAACCCCCUAUAGAUUUAGGCGAAUCUCGUUUUGCCGCGAUGAAAACUCUUCUCUCUCUUGAAAGACGCUUUAAAAGCGACCAAGUAAAUACCGAAACUUAUAAAGAAUUCCUCUCAGAAUACGAAGCCUUAGGCCAUAUGGAAAGGGUUCCAACCGUCCCGGUUCAAACAACCAACCAAAUUUAUUAUAUUCCUCAUCACGCAGUUCUUCGCGAAAGUAGUUCGACAACUCGUCUUCGCGUCGUAUUUAACGCUUCCCGCCGAACUUCAAACGGCACUUCUCUAAAUGAUCAUCUUUUAACUGGACCCAAGCUCCAAACCGAUCUAAUUGCAAUCCUCCUCCGGUGGAGAGGAUUCCGGUUUGUAUAUACCACAGACAUCGAGAAAAUGUACCGUCAGAUUUUAGUUGAUACACGAGAUACAGAUUUUCAACGCAUUUUAUGGCGUCCCUCGUCACAACAGUCCGUUGAGGAGUAUCAACUCUGUACCGUCACGUAUGGCACCAAAUCAGCUCCUUAUCAAGCUCUUCGCGUUUUAAAUCAGCUGGCAGUGGACGAAGGUCAUCAAUAUCCUCUAGCUCUUCCAGUAUUAAAGGAUCAAACUUAUGUCGACGACUGUCUCUUCGGAGCAGACGACAAAGAUCUCUUGCGAACAAUCCGCGACCAGACCAUAAACCUGUUAAACAAAGGCGGCUUUCGUUUACGAAAAUGGGCCAGUAAUGAUCCAACUCUGUUAAUUGAUAUCGAUCCGCGCGAUCACGGUCUUGCGAAAAAUAAACUCCUUAAGAUCGAGGAGACCUGCUCAGUUUUAGGCUUAGAAUGGAAUCCAGUGCUCGAUCACUUUCAAUUUCGAGUUACCAUUUCUUCGAAUUUUGCCAAUACGAAACGAACAAUUCUCUCUCAAAUUGCAAAACUUUUCGACCCGAUGGGGUUGUUAACUCCAGUCGUUAUACCCGCGAAAGUGUUUAUGCAAAAAUUAUGGUCACUCCAAUAUGAUUGGGAUGACAUUCUUCCUAACGAUGUUCUCCUAGAAUGGCAAGAUUACUACACUCAUUUACCAGAUUUAAAUAAGAUCACGAUUCCUCGCAAAAUAGCCAAUGGCAUCGCGCUACAUCAGGAAAUCCACGGAUUCGCCGAUGCAUCCACUAAAGCCUACGCAGCUUCGGUUUAUAUAAAAAGCGUCCUCCCAGAUGACAAUGUCUUCGUGGCGCUUCUCGUUGCAAAAUCACGAGUAGCUCCCGUUAAAACAUUAAGCAUACCGAGAUUAGAAUUAUGUGCAGCGGCAUUGUUGGCACGUCUUGUCGUUUUUGUGGAAAAUUCCUUGUCGCUCAUCCAUCACAAUGUCCACUGUUGGACUGAUUCAAGCAUCACUCUCGCCUGGCUUAGCCAACCUUCGACUCGUUGGAAGACUUUUGUCGCCAAUCGAGUGUCGAAAAUUCAGUCUCUUUUACCGAAAGCGCAGUGGCAUCAUGUUCCAACAAAUAGCAAUCCUGCUGAUUGUGACCUUCAUGGUUAA